CCAACCCCGGCUUCCUCUCGGCCCCUCCUCAAACCGAAACCCUAGCCCCUAGAUCUCAAGGCCACUGGAGUUGAAGCCAUGGCGACGAGGGCUCUCUCGCAGAAGGAGCAGGACAUCCAGAUGUUGCUCGCUGCCGACGUGCACCUAGGCACCAAGAACUGCGAUUUCCAAAUGGAGCGUUACGUCUUUAAGAGAAGAUCUGACGGUAUCUUCAUCAUCAACCUUGGUAAAACUUGGGAAAAGCUUCAGCUAGCAGCUAGGGUUAUUGUUGCCAUUGAAAACCCCCAAGACAUCAUUGUUCAAUCUGCUAGACCUUAUGGACAGAGAGCUGUCCUGAAAUUUGCACAAUACACUGGUGCUCAUGCUAUUGCUGGAAGGCACACACCUGGAACUUUCACCAAUCAGCUUCAAACAUCCUUUAGCGAACCCCGUCUCCUCAUUCUCACUGAUCCUAGAACUGAUCACCAGCCAAUUAAGGAAUCUGCUCUCGGAAACAUUCCUACUAUUGCUUUCUGUGACACGGAUUCACCGAUGCGAUAUGUUGACAUUGGAAUUCCGGCUAAUAACAAGGGGAAGCUCAGUAUCGGUUGCCUCUACUGGUUGCUGGCUAGGAUGGUUCUGCAAAUGCGUGGUACUAUUGCUCCUGGGCACAAAUGGGAAGUAAUGGUAGACCUGUUUUUCUACAGGGAUCCUGAGGAGGCCAAGGAGCAGGAAGAGGAGGCUCCUGUGGCUCCUGAAUAUGGUGCAGUUGCUGAGUAUACAGGUAUGGUACCAAGUGACCAAUGGCCUACUGAACAGUGGGUUCCUGAUACAGGAGCUGUACCUCCUGUUGUUCCUCCAGUGCCUGGAGUUGAAUGGACUGCUACUCAAGGUGCUGUAGCUGGUGAUGGAUGGGAUGCUGCUGCUGCUCCUCCGACUGUGGAUGUUCCUCCUGUUGUGGAUGUUCCUCCUGUUUCUGCCCCUACUGGUUGGGAUGGCCAGCCUCCAGCUGCUCCCUCGGGAUGGGAGAGCUAGGAUUCAAAUGGAAUACAUAUCUUUUCUCAGAAAAAGAAGAGAGAAAUUAUUGAUCAUGACUUUUUUUUUGUUUAAUUUUGAGUUGCUGCUAUGAGUUCUAUUGCAGACUGUGGACUAAGAGUUCUUCAUGGGCAUUAUGACUGGGGCUUAAUUUUUGCUUUUAUGUUAAACUGUUCUUUGGAAUUAAAUGUCGUCGAAGGUUUAGAAAGAAGUUAGGUUUUAUUGUGUUAUUCUUUUGCUUACAAUCAAGAAAAAAUGAUGCUUGUCUAUUUCAA
Phoenix dactylifera (date palm) is the source of this 1289-nucleotide messenger RNA. Its product is annotated as small ribosomal subunit protein uS2-like. Gene Ontology annotation, molecular function: structural constituent of ribosome. Gene Ontology annotation, biological process: translation. The record is from RefSeq and is a predicted model, not a curated record. Gene Ontology annotation, cellular component: small ribosomal subunit; ribosome. Lineage: Eukaryota; Viridiplantae; Streptophyta; Magnoliopsida; Arecales; Arecaceae.